AUGUCCGCUACCAACGGCGUCCCCAAGUCAGGAACUUUCCUGUUCACCUCCGAGUCUGUUGGCGAGGGUCACCCCGACAAGAUUGCCGAUCAGGUCUCUGAUGCCAUCCUCGAUGCCUGCUUGUCUGAGGACCCCCUCUCCAAGGUUGCUUGCGAGACCGCCACCAAGACCGGUAUGAUCAUGGUCUUUGGUGAAAUCACCACCGGCGCCAAGCUUGACUACCAGAAGAUUGUCCGAAACACCAUCAAGGACAUCGGCUACGAUGACUCCGACAAGGGUUUCGACUACAAGACGCUCAACCUGCUCGUUGCCAUUGAGCAGCAGUCCCCCGACAUUGCCCAGGGUCUGAAGCUCGACCAGGCCCUCGAGAGCCUCGGCGCCGGUGACCAGGGUAUCAUGUUCGGCUAUGCCACCGACGAGACCCCCGAGCUCUUCCCCCUCACCCUCCAGCUCGCCCACAAGCUCAACGCUGCCAUGUCUGCUGCCCGCCGUGACGGCUCCCUGCCCUGGCUGCGCCCCGACACCAAGACCCAGGUCACCGUCGAGUACAAGCACGACAACGGUGCCGUUGUCCCCAUCCGCGUCGACACCGUCGUCGUCUCUGCCCAGCACUCUGCCGACAUCACCACCGAGCAGCUCCGCAAGGAGAUCCUCGAGAAGAUCAUCAAGACCACCAUCCCUGCCAAGUACCUUGAUGACAAGACCAUCUACCACAUCCAGCCCUCUGGCCUCUUCAUCAUCGGUGGCCCCCAGGGUGACGCCGGUCUGACCGGUCGCAAGAUCAUUGUCGACACCUACGGUGGCUGGGGUGCCCACGGUGGUGGUGCCUUCUCCGGCAAGGACUUCUCCAAGGUCGACCGAUCUGCCGCCUACGUCGGCCGAUGGAUCGCCAAGUCCCUGGUCGCUGCUGGCCUCGCCCGCCGUGCCCUUGUCCAGCUCUCAUACGCCAUUGGUGUUGCCGAGCCCCUCUCCAUCUACGUCGACACCUACGGCACCUCUGACAAGUCUUCUGACGAGCUUGUCAAGAUCAUCCGUGACAACUUCGACCUCCGACCUGGUGUCAUUGUCCGCGAGCUGGACCUGACCCGCCCCAUCUACCUCCAGACUGCCAAGAACGGUCACUUCGGUACCAACCAGUCUUUCACCUGGGAGCAGCCCAAGCAGCUCAAGUUCUAA
Messenger RNA from Trichoderma gamsii, 1176 nucleotides. Its product is annotated as ethionine resistant-1. The record is from RefSeq and is a predicted model, not a curated record. Gene Ontology annotation, molecular function: ATP binding; methionine adenosyltransferase activity. Gene Ontology annotation, cellular component: cytosol. The transcript is spliced from 2 exons. Lineage: Eukaryota; Fungi; Ascomycota; Sordariomycetes; Hypocreales; Hypocreaceae. The coding region runs from base 1 to 1176 and encodes 391 amino acids. Gene Ontology annotation, biological process: S-adenosylmethionine biosynthetic process.